AUGUCUUACCUCUCUCUCGGUCUUAACUUGCCCGCGAUGUUCUUGAUGAACCCUUUGUGUGUGUUCAAAAAGGUUGCAGUCUCUCAGUCACCACAGGCUGCUUAUGAUGCUUUGCUCGUCAGACUUCAUUCUAACCAAAAACUUAUCACAGGCACUUCUUUCUCAACUGAAGAGAUGUCAAUCGCAUCUCCCGUUCAGCGAGAGCUCGCAAUUUGUGCGGCCGCCUUGACUACUAUCAAUGCUGACGAGUCCAUGCCGACACACUCUAUCGAAUCUACAUGGUCGUUCGACGUAUCGGCCACUGAUUCGCCUGUUCUCAGUCUCGCAUCCAUGUCCCGCGACUCAACGACCUCUUUUGGCCGAACCAAUGAAUCCGAGUUAUCCUUUUGUAGUGAGGCCGAAGGACAAACUCAUCCCGACGAGUCUUUCCAGCAUCAGAGUGAUCAUUCUUGUCUUGACUUGAGUUUUGACGUGGAAGCCUCAUUUGGUGAUCGUCACACAUCGGUCCAUUUCGACAAGGAAUUUGAUUUCGAGACCUCAUUUCAAGCGGAAAACUACUCUUCAAUCAACGAGUACUGUUUGCCUGAACAUUCUCUCCAACUUCAGUCGGUCUGCCUUCAGACAUCAUCUUCUACAAUCGCAAAUUUCUCCCAAAACGAAAUUCCUCACCUUCAAAUUUACAAUCAAAUGCUUGAAGAUCUACUUGGCUUUUCUCCCAUCGACUCUUCCGAACCUCCUCAAAUGUCCUCCAGUUCACGAUUACCGUCCUCGCUCACAUCCGCAACUCCCAAAAUUUGUGAUUCAAUUGAUUCCGUAUCUCAAGAAAACAUUGAAUCUCACUUAGAAAACUUUAUAAGGAGCUUCUGUUCACGGUCUGAGCUCUCUUUUGGUGAUCACAAUGAUCAUUUUGAUCUCGAUCUCAGUAUUGAAGGCGAAGAAUCAUUUGGUGACCUCAAUCUCUCUGUACAUAUGGACAACGAGUUCAAUGUGGAAUUGUCUUUCGGAGGGAAGUUCCACUACAAUCUUGAGGAAUCUUUUUACGUCCAUGAAGCGAUUGAUUCGAGCAUCACAGCACCUUCCCCUGCCGAGCCUCUUGCUGAGGGGGAAACUCCUCAGCUCGAGAUCUACAAUCAGAUGCUGCAGGAACUGCUCGGUUGCUCAGAUCUGAAUUCUCUCGACUCAACCUCAACACCUCCAACCACAAGUACUCGAUUGAUUCCAUCCACGGCAAACAAGACUUUCAUCAAACCCCGUCAUUGUAGAUCAGAUUCAUCUGAUCUUGAAACUCUUUGUUCUUCGAGGAGCGUGUCCUUUAAAUCCCCACCACCCAAAUUUGUUACAUGUGAUUCAUGCGGACCUUCUCCGGAUCCAGAGAAGCCGACAAAUUUUCUUCAAUCACCAUUGGAUCUUCUAGAAAAGCCUUUCAACUCGAUACUGAUCACGGAUGAACUCAUAGAAGUGGAAACACAACAUUUUGCUCAUGCUGAUCAAAGUCUUGACAUUGACACAUUCUUGAGGCUCAUGGACCUGGAUCAUUCAUUUGGCUUGGAGAUCAAUCUAGAUCUUGAAACAUAUUAA
Molecule: messenger RNA, 1578 nt
Organism: Melampsora larici-populina 98AG31
Lineage: Eukaryota; Fungi; Basidiomycota; Pucciniomycetes; Pucciniales; Melampsoraceae
Exons: 3
Coding region: 1-1578 (525 amino acids)
Source: RefSeq, a predicted model, not a curated record